GCUCAAUGCAUGAUCAUGCGUGUUACUUGUUUCCGACUACCAUAAUUAGGCAUGAUGUCGGAAUUCUAGCGGCUUCGGAGUGCGAAUUUCGCGCAUUACAUGAACACCGGUGAUUAAGGUCUACUGAUUGCGUGAAUAGGUGGCCAGUUAGCAAUAGCUGUUCCGGAUCUCGAAUGCGCUAGUGACAUUGCGCGACCCGUCUCAGCAUCAGCGUCGGUUGAUUUCUCCACUUCUCUGCAGCAAAUUCGCACUUCCAACCAUGAAUGAGAACUUUAAAUGCUUUUCGCAAGUGUUGUUCUCGCUGUUGAUAAUCGUGUCUUACACGCUGCAAGUACAUGCUAUCCAUGCCGACUCGGCGCAACAUCGCGACACCUCGCAGCAGCCGGACGAACUGCCGGUCCACGAAUCCGCGCAUGUGGCUUCCAUGUGGAUAAAACACCUGCCAGUGCAGCAGGCGCACAAGCUCCUAGGUGUUGGACACAGGCGACGCCUGCUGCAAGAUGCAUGCUCAACCACGGAUGGCUCGGCUGCAGCAAUCCUCGCCUGCGCCAACGCCGUACGUGUGAACCCCGACAUCCUGUCUGACGCCAGCUGCUUUGACAGGGUGCAGGCAUCUGUGAAGACCCCGCAUCGCAAGCCGCUCUCCGUGAACGCCUCCUUGAAUGCUGCUGCCUCCUCCUACGUGACAGCGUGGUCCAAGGGAGGCGCUGUGUUCGUCACAAGUCUGGAGGCAGCUGGCUACAAGUUCAGUUACGCAUCCAGCAACCUGGAUGUGGGUUAUCAGGAGGUCAAGAGCGCUCGGGACGUCGUGCUUGACUGGUUCUGUGCGGAUCUGCAGCGCAACUACCUAUUCGCGUGUGAGAUCCAAGACGUGGGUACGGCGGUCCUGGACGUUGGCAGCAGCAAGACGCGGUACUAUGCCCAGUUCUAUGGGUGCCCCUCGGGAAAGACAUGCAACAGCUGCGUCGCGGGCACCUCGGGCGGAGGCAGCAGCAACAGCAGCAGCAGCGACGGCGGCAGCAGCAACAACAACAACAACACAACCGGUCAAUGGACCGACAUUCGGCCCAUGCAGGUCGCCGACCAUAGCAUGUGCUUGACCAUCCGUAACGCCGCAAAAACGGCUAAAAACGGUGUUGUCGUGCAGCAAGCCCCCUGCGAUCAAAGCAACGCGCAGAAAUUCACAUUGUUCGCGCCCCCAAGCGGUGGUGGGUGGAACGUUAUGGAUUCCUGGGGCCGUUGCUUGGACGUUUCAGGAGGCAAUACCACGGUUGGCGCAAAGGCGGUGAUGUGGAAAUGCAACGGUACGGCAAGCCAGAAGUUCUGGAUCCAAAAGGUGGAUCCCAAAGUGCCCGAUGUGUACCGGCUGCGACCUCAUCAUGUAUCAAACAAGUGCCUGGGCGUUACCUCGAGCAGCACACUGAGUGGGGCUGCGGUGGAUAUGGAGGCAUGCAAGCCUGCUGCGGUGAGCCAGCGUUUCAUGCUGAGCAACUUUUAGAACGUGCGCAAUGCAAGGAGCGAGCGGAUGGAAGGGAGAGCCCAUGUAAUUCAUUUCCCUUGUUUACGGUGUUUAUGGAUUAACUUAUUGGGAUUAAAACCGCGGAACGUGAGGGCGAGGUGCUGGUGUUGGGCAUGAGAGGGGGGUGUUGUGCAGGCCAGACGGGACGGGAGACUGGUGGAGAAGAGAAAUAACGCAGACCUUGCCAAGUACUUUUGGAUUCUUUGGAUCCAAGUUAAGCAGGGGGUUUUGCAGCCU
Messenger RNA from Astrephomene gubernaculifera, 1756 nucleotides. Lineage: Eukaryota; Viridiplantae; Chlorophyta; Chlorophyceae; Chlamydomonadales; Astrephomenaceae. The record is from the annotation of a GenBank genome assembly.